AUGGCGCCACCACGCCCCUCCAAGCCCACUCAUCGAGCCCGUCGAUCCCGACAUCCCCGCGAUUCCUCGUCGCGUAUAGAGCUUACCCCCCUCGAUCCUCUCCACCCUGUUCACUACAUCAUCCUAGACCACCUUCUCCAAAUGGUCCCUGCCACCUACAUCCGUCUCUCAAAAGGUCUCUGCACCUACGGCACUGCGCGCCUGUCAGCUCCUGUCGACUUUGACGACCAGCUGGUCUCCCACUCUCACAAAUCAGUCAGGAAAAGGCAAGAUGUUAAAUGGCUCUUCUCCGUCACUCAGUCCCGCACUAUCUGA
Cryptococcus amylolentus CBS 6039 is the source of this 315-nucleotide messenger RNA. RefSeq lists its product as hypothetical. The transcript has a single exon. NCBI's taxonomy places the organism in Eukaryota, Fungi, Basidiomycota, Tremellomycetes, Tremellales, Cryptococcaceae. The record is from RefSeq and is a predicted model, not a curated record. Bases 1 to 315 code for a protein of 104 amino acids.